This is a messenger RNA of Candoia aspera, 2344 nucleotides long. It is a transcript of the gene TSNAX, whose product is annotated as translin associated factor X. The record is from RefSeq and is a predicted model, not a curated record. The transcript is spliced from 6 exons. Gene Ontology annotation, cellular component: cytoplasm; nucleus. Bases 128 to 994 code for a protein of 288 amino acids. Gene Ontology annotation, molecular function: RNA endonuclease activity; sequence-specific DNA binding; RNA binding. Lineage: Eukaryota; Metazoa; Chordata; Lepidosauria; Squamata; Candoiidae.
UCAAAUUGGACUGAAGGAGCAACGUCGCUGAAUCGGUGCUGAGCUCCAGACGGCGUUGCGCGUCCCGGUCGCAGAAUUCGGAUCUGGCAGAGCUGGAGCUGCUGUCUCCUGCGACCGCGCGGAUAAGAUGAGCGGCAAAGAAGGUGGCUUCAGAAAAAGGAAACAUGACAGUUUUCCGCAUGGUCAUAGGAAGGAAGAAAAAGACAGCAUUAACCUUUCUUCAUCUGUGAUGACAUCCUUCAAGACGUUUCAGCUAGAACUUGAUACAAGACAUGAUAAAUAUGAGAGGCUUGUGAAACUUAGUCGUGACAUAACUAUUGAAAGUAAAAGGACCAUAUUCUUACUGCAUAGAAUUACCAGUGCUUCCAGUGUAGAAGAAAUACUAACAGAAUCUGAAGUCAAAUUAGAUCUUGUGAGACAGAAGAUAAAACAAGUAGCACAAGAACUAAUAGGAGAGGAUAUGUAUCAAUACCACAGAGCUAUUUCUCCAGGUCUUCAAGAAUACGUGGAAGCUGUUUCAUUUCAAUAUUUUAUCAAAACCCGGUCAUUAAUUGGCUUAGAGGAGAUCAAUAGACAAAUGAUAUUUACAGAAGAUAAUAAAGAGGAAGAAAGGAAGCUAUCUUCAGAUUCUCCCAUUAAGCAAAACAAUACCUGGAACAUAAAAGUGACACCUGUGGAUUACCUUCUGGGAGUGGCUGAUCUCACUGGAGAAUUGAUGCGGAUGUGUAUUAAUAGCGUUGGCAAUGGCGAUAUAGACACACCGUUUGAGCUGAGCCAGUUCCUGUGUCAGAUUUAUGAUGGCUUUUCUUUCAUUGGUAACACUGGACCUUACGAAGUUUCUAAGAAACUCUAUACCUUGAAACAGAGUUUAGCUAAAGUGGAGAAUGCCUGUUACACCCUGAAAGUCAGGGGGUCUGAGAUACCAAAGCAUAUGUUAGCUGAUGUGUUCUCCAGUAAAACAGAAAUAAUUGAGCAAGAGGAUGGGCUUUCCUAACAUGUUUGGAACCUCACAAGGCUGAAGGGUCAAGAACUUCAGGAUCAGAACAAAGCAAAGCCCUGGAUUUGCUUAUUAGAAAUCUUAGCCUUUCAAAAUCAAAAACGUUUUAUGAUUAGCUGAAGUAGAAUAUGUUGUAUUCUAAAACUGUUAUUGCAUAAUGAUUUAACAUGCCCCACCAGCUCAUUGCCCAAUGAAAAUGGUGGGUUUUGUACAAAGGCCACCUCUUAUAUUCUGUACUUUAGUAUUGUAGGCAUACUGCAGGUCACCUUAAACCAGGUGUCAGUAAAGGACCAUAGUCCAUAAUACACAUUCAAUAUGAUAACUGUUUUGUUUUGUUGUUGCUUUUAUCUAAGUGGUUAAAGUCUGAUGUAUAAACUUCAGAAUGUUCUGGUGUUAAAAUUAGCAUUCUGCAUUUCAGAUGACUGAAAAUAAAGUCAGUUGAAUGGGAAAUAACCUGGGGGAAGCUAACAAACUUAGCGUACAUUAAUGUUUGGGUACUUUCAUAUACUUAUUUGAAUAUCUUAAUUAUGGCUUUCCGUAGGUAAGUUAAUAUUACCCUGCAAAUUAAGCCAAGCAAAAGCAGAAAACUUGUAAAGAGUUUUUGCAGUAAGUAAAAUCAGUGUGCAUAGUCAAUUAAUCCAGACUUCAUAGAAGAUUUGGAUGAGCAAGCUUGAGAAGGUAAAUAAGAAAAAUAUUUGAAAUAUGGUUUAAAACUGAAGUUGCCAGUAUUUAUAAAUCAUGUAUCUGUCCUAUGUGUGUUCUUCAGAAGAUUAUGAUACUGUUUUGUGUAUUUAGUUAAUCUCUUGCUUCAAAUUCAGAAGAUUUCUUGAUUAUCAACUCUGGCUUAGACCUUAACUUCCUUUCUGUGAACAGAAUACAAUUAAAUUUAUAGAACAGGCUUUCCUGCUUCCCUUUUCUCUAUGUAGCCCUGCAUCCCUUGUAAAUCUGUUCCUGAGAACAGGGAACUCUUGAGCAUGAGGUGGAACAAAUUUUAAGAGGCCUGUUGGUAGAAAUUCCACGUAUGAAUGGGGGAACAAUUCAGGAUCCAAGUUACUGUGUUCUGGGGAAAAUGUAAAACAUACAAGGAGUUGAGGACCUAGGCCCUCCAUUAUACAUGAACACACUGGAUUUUCUACCAUACCUUCCAUGUUUCUAUAUUGCUGACAAUUGGGAUAGCCUAUUUUCAGAUACAUGGUAUAGUAAACACAACGGUAUUUUUUCCCCUUUGUAAGCAUUACCAAAUUUCUCAUGUGAUAAAAAUUUAGAAAGCAGUGUUUUCCUCCCAUUAUAAGGUUUAAUGAUGUUUCUACAUUUUUAUACAAUAAACAAAGGAAUCUUGUAAAAGUA